Messenger RNA from Amaranthus tricolor (Joseph's coat), 930 nucleotides. RefSeq lists its product as uncharacterized. The coding region runs from base 1 to 930 and encodes 309 amino acids. The record is from RefSeq and is a predicted model, not a curated record. The transcript is spliced from 3 exons. NCBI's taxonomy places the organism in Eukaryota, Viridiplantae, Streptophyta, Magnoliopsida, Caryophyllales, Amaranthaceae. Gene Ontology annotation, molecular function: nucleic acid binding; RNA-DNA hybrid ribonuclease activity.
AUGGAUUCCAAAUUAAAGAGAACAGAUAUAAAGGUUCAUUCACCGAUUGUAAAGGAGCUUGAUGAUCUUAGAGUUAGUGAUUUGAUUAUAAAGGAUGGAGGAAGGAAAAGGUGGAGCUUAGAGUUAUUAGGGAAAUAUUUCAAUGAGGAAGAUAAAGAUUUAAUCAUUACUAUUCCUUUAGAGAAUAAUUCAGUUGAUGAUCAACUUAUUUGGGGUUUCACUAAUGAUGGAUUGUAUACGGUCAAAUCAGGAUAUUGGGUAGCUAUGGAAUCAAGGAAUGAUGAAUGGAGAAGCAACUUUAUUGAUGAUGAUAUUUGGAAAAGAAUUUGGAAAUUAGAAGUUCCAGGGGUGGUUCGUAAUUUUGCUUGGAGGGGUAGUAGGGGUGUGAUUCCUACAAAGAAAGCAAUUAAGAGAAGAAUUGAUUUGGGUACUGAUUGUUGUGAGCUUUGUUCCAAUGAAGCAGAAGAUAUUCUUCACGUAGUUAGAGAUUGUGUCAGAAAAGCCACUUUGUGUAUUUGUUUUGCUUGGUGCCUUUGGGGUGCUAGAAAUGAUAGAAUUUGGAAUGAUACUUUAGUGAAUGUUCCGUUUCUUUUUUCACAGUUCAGUAGUGUGAAAGCUAAUUCUUGGAAUGCUCCAGAUCCAAACAAGUUGAAGUUUAAUGUAGAUGCAACAAGCUUUAACGAAACUAAUAUGUUUGGUUGGGGAGGUAUCCUCAGAAAUCAUUUGGGUGAAGUGCAAGCCACGAUAUCAAAUGUUCACAUAGGAGGUGGAGAUUCAAGCAUUUUGGAAGCAAAAGCUUUGGAACUUGCAAUGAGAUGGGCUAUUGAUAAUGGAGUAAAGUGUGUAUGUUUUGAGCUUGACACGCAGAGAGUUGUUCAAGCUAUAAAAAAAAUUCUAAAACUGGUAUUUCUGAGUUUGGGUUAUUAUUAA